CAUAGUCCAUGCCGAAAAACUUUUAUCAAAGUCAGUUUUAUUUCGUACUAACUGGAGUGAAAGAACUCAUAGUUGAGUUACCAUUCCAUUACUCACUUAGUUUGUGACAUUUCUGCACACCAAGAAUACAUAUACUCAAGGAAUGGUCCCAUGUCACCAAACAAGUUUAAAUGAAUGUUUUCCUUCCACUUUUACAACUCCUCUUAGUUCAGUAAUUCCGUUCUUAUCCUCCAAUUCCACUCUCAUCUCAAUUUUUUCUUUCACCUCACCCUCUUCUCCUCCUUCUUUUCCUCCUCAUACCGCUCACCUUUCCUUCUGCCUCAUCAAGUUUCUCUCUCUCCAACUACAUACAGUGCACGUAGGAAUCUCACGUGGUCUUGCGUUCUUCAUGAGUUGCAAUCAGUUUUUCUAACAUGUAAAACUCUGUUGUCUUUCAUUUCACUCCUGUCGACUUUUACCUGGAAAAAGAGCUGGAUUUUUCACUUUUGACGGCAAGUUCACUAGCCAAAACUCAUGUUCACCUUGGUAAACUGUAGGCAGCAACUGAACACCGGAACCGGAAGUUAGCAAGCUACUUACCACACAGCCACUCCUGCACCUACUAAUACUGUUGUAAAAUAUUUAUGUAAUAUCAGUGACUAGUAGUCACUUUGAAAACUAUAUAUUUCGAACGGGAACUCGACAGCGCCACAUCUACCCGAACAACUUUUUUUUUUGUUGUUUUUUGAAGAACUCUGGCCGAAUUUUUUGUGCGAAACCACCAUUGUUGGGUGGUAGUGAAUAAUUGAGAAAAAUGAGAAGUUAUGCAGAAGCUACUGGAGGUCGAGUUCCCCUAGACCCAAGUGUGUUGAAACAGGAGAUAUUACAGUGGAAUGGAGAGCUGAUAAAGAAAUAUAGUAUUAUGGUAGAGAAGAAAGGGUCAAAUAUAAAAAUGACCCUGCCAGAAGAGGAGAAAAUGGAAAAGAAGACGGUCAUAUUCAGAACAUUUUCGAAUAAAAAUAGAAUUGAGCACGCGCCGCAAGAAGAAAUAGAAGAAAUUGUGGAUGAAAAGGAGAAGAUGAAGUGGUUUCAUGAGGAAUAAAGUGAAAGAAAUGAAUAAAAAAGCAAUAAUUCCCAUUCUGUGUUUGGUUACCACAAUUUCCAUAUUUGUUAUACGGAGUUUCAACCUGAAUAAGGAAAGCAUGCAAUUGAUAGAAAUGGAAAUUAACAAAGGAUUCUUGGUUGAUUCGAAAACGUGCAGGAUACCAAAUAUUGAUCCAUUCGACAUUUCUGUACGUAAAUAUUUCUCGAUAAGUAAAUGGCAACCCUGUCCAGGUAAAGCUUCUUUGACAUACCAAGAGGAUAAUAUUUUGAGAAUUAAUAAAACUGUUAUCAUACAAAGGUAUAAAAACAGUUUUCAUUCAUGCAAAGUAUAUCCAAUAGUGAGGAAUGAUACUGACGAUAAUCAUAUCGACUACCUGAAGGAAUCUUUACAGUUUAAAUCAGAUGUGAAUAUAACUCAUGAAUUUAUUAGAGUUCAGUGUUUUAAUAGAGACAAUAAAACAAUUUACACAAAUUUCCACGCCUUUGUCCAGAUGAAAAAAUUACGGCCUAAGGAUAUGAAUCCAUAUAAUAUUGGUUACGAUGGCAUUGACUCUUCAAAAGAUUCUAUGAAAAACAUUGAUUUUUCAAACAUUGUAGAAAACAAACUUUCACUGAAUGUUCUUUUAAUUGGAGUUGAUUCAGUUUCACGACUGAACUUCAUACGACAAAUGCCAUUAACUCGUCAGUUUUUAUUAAAUCAUGGCGCUAUUGAAAUGUUAGGUUACAACAAAGUGGGUGAUAAUACAUUUCCCAAUAUAAUACCAUUUCUUACUGGUAAAUACCUAGAAGAACUACCUGAAUCAAAGAAACUGGAAUGGAAGCCAUUUGAUAAAUACGAUAUAAUUUGGAAACAUUAUAAUAAAUCCGGGUACGUUACUAUGUUUGCAGAAGAUUCAACAUCUGGGGCAAUAUUUAACCACUUGAGAUACGGUUUUAAGAAACAACCAACUGACCAUUAUUUGAGACCAUUUGCACUUGCAAGGGAGAAACAAAGUUCUCUUUGGUCAAAUAAUAAUUUUUGUUUUGGUAAUCGAAUGGAACCAGCUAUUGUUCUACAAUACGCAUAUGAUUUCAUCAGAGUCUACAAGGAUAAGCCAUAUUUCACUUUAACGUUUAUUACACGUAUUUCACAUGAUGAUAUGAAUGCGGCUGGACGUGGAGAUUUUGAAUAUCUGAGGUUCCUUAAGAAAUCUUUCAAACAAAACCUACUAAACAAUACUAUUUUGAUUUUCUUUUCUGAUCAUGGAAUUAGGUUUGGCUUAUUUCGCAAGACUUAUGUUGGUCGACUAGAAGAACGACUUCCUGCUAUGUAUAUCCUUCUACCAGAGUGGUUCAGAUACAAAUUUCCGACAUUCUGGAAUAAUCUCAAAGUAAACACUCACCGAUUGACAACACCAUUUGAUAUCUAUGAAACCCUACAAGAUAUUUUGGAUAUUGAAAAAGCAGCAGAACAUUAUAAAUCUAAUGAAAUUGACUACAAAAAUCUAAAACGCAUCAGCCUGUUCAGAAAGAUACCUUUAAAUCGUUCUUGUGAGGCAGCACGUAUUAAACCACACUGGUGUACAUGUCACGUCUUUACUUCAGUUGCUCUUAAUGAUACCAUUGUAAUUAUCGUAACUAAUUACCUCGUGAAUUAUAUAAACAACAUGACAUCAAAUUCUAGUAAAGUGUGUGCCAGGUUAAAAUUACAGGAAAUCAAAAAUGCUGAAAUUUCAGUGAUGAAUGACAAGGUACUUUCCUAUUUAGGUAAAGGAGUUCAGACUUAUAAGGAUUACCGAAUUAUUAUGCAGACACUUCCCGGUGAAGGUUUAUUUGAAGGAUCAGUAAGAUAUUACAGUGACAAUGAGCAAUUAUCAUUGUUGGGAGAGAUUAGUCGAAUAAACCGCUAUGGACAUCAAUCUGACUGUAUUCAUGACUUUAUCCUGAGGAAAUAUUGCUACUGUAACAAAUAGCAUUCUUUAGUCCUGUUUUGGCAAUGUCUAAUUAUAUUAGAACAUAUCAAACUACUUAAGUUAUUUUUUUGUAUUUGAUGGUCUCUAUAUCUACAAUACCUAACAACAUGUUUGAUGCGAAACUGUUUACAUUUUAUUGUGGAAACUGUCUAAUGUAUUAGAAGUUGAUGUAAUGUUGCACACGAAUUAUAGGAUUUCGUAAAUGUGUAUUUUUUUUUUAACAUCGCAGCUGAAAUCGCUGUAUGACAGACGUAUCGAACACUAUUACGUUAAAGGUUGGAAACAAUCAACCAUAUGUGAGUUGUCUACAACAUAUCAUCUAAUCGAGACAGUAAAACGUUACUCUUUCCCUCUCUCCUCAACAUAUACGAGCGUGCAUAUUUUGUAUAUGUGCUCAUGGACGUGAUUUGUGUGUCUGUUUAAAACUGAAAAAUAAAUAUUCACUACAUGUUUUGAAAUUUUA
This is a messenger RNA of Octopus bimaculoides (California two-spot octopus), 3498 nucleotides long. RefSeq lists its product as uncharacterized. NCBI's taxonomy places the organism in Eukaryota, Metazoa, Mollusca, Cephalopoda, Octopoda, Octopodidae. The record is from RefSeq and is a predicted model, not a curated record.